Puntigrus tetrazona (Sumatra barb) is the source of this 842-nucleotide messenger RNA. RefSeq names its product cytochrome c oxidase assembly factor 8. NCBI's taxonomy places the organism in Eukaryota, Metazoa, Chordata, Actinopteri, Cypriniformes, Cyprinidae. The transcript has 6 exons. The record is from RefSeq and is a predicted model, not a curated record. Gene Ontology annotation, cellular component: mitochondrion. Bases 217 to 813 code for a protein of 198 amino acids. Gene Ontology annotation, biological process: intrinsic apoptotic signaling pathway.
CACUCAUGGAAUGUUUUGGUCGUCCACUUUGAUUAAAUCAGAAGCACGGGAAGCGGAAAGCGCCAGAGAGUUACACAAAUCUUUAUGCUUGUUUACUGACGCACGGGCGAGGGAGGGGACUUUUAUUUUAAAAUCACCCACCAUGUCAAAGAUGUGCUAAAGGUCCGUGCUGUCGCUGAGGACAGCGGAGAAACUGUACUCGUCAAUACCUCGACGAUGAAUGUAAAAACAGCUCGUCGCUUAAUACUGAGGUCUCUGCGUCCGUGUUAUACGCCCGCUCGUCGGGGUCAUCGACAAAGCGCGAGCCAACCUCCAAAACAUGCCACGCGAGCAGAGAGGACUGGAUUCAGUCCAGCAUCAACAUCAAAAUAUGACUGGAUCGGUCCAGCAGACAGACUGUCAAACCUGAGGCCCAUCAUCUAUCACAUCCCCGAGAACGAGACGGCCCUGGAGAGGAGGCUGAGGCGCCUGAGACAGGAGACUGAAGACUGGAACCACGAGUUCUGGGCCGAGCAGAACCUCACAUUCAGCCAGGAAAAGGAGGAAUAUGUGAGAUCGCGACUGUCGUCAAAUGGGCUGUCAGAGAGAGAUGAUGAUGGAAGGAAAAGGACUUUAAGCAGUGAGGAGAUGGCAGUAUUUUACAAACACUUUUUAGACAAAAACGUUACAAGGCAUGCCACUUAUAACAGGGAAUGGUACAGAAGGAACUUCACCAUUACUCUUCUGAUGGCAAAAGUAGCUCUCCACAACACAUGGAGCACACUGACCGGACAGACCAGAGGACCCGGCCGGGAGAAAGGCAACACUACAUGACACGCAAAUAAAGACUGUAAAACAGUUAA